AUGGCGACCAGCCGAGCCUCCCUGCGCCCUGAUGUCAUGCCUCUCCUCGUGAGGCGACCGACAACCCUCACCUGCACCCGAUGCACGAGCCGCGCCCUCCCCGUCACCUACCGCCGUUCCAUCUCCCUGACGGUGCCGCGGCCCUCCUCCUCCUCCCGCCGAACCCAGGACUUCUCCUCUGGCUUCACGAGUAGCUAUGAUCCCAGUGAUGAGGGCCGUGGGCCCAUGUUCAACAAGACCAACUUUGCCGUUCCCAGCUUCUACCCGAGGGACCUGAAGAAGCGAGUGGACGAGUACGUCGUCGGCCAGCACCGGGCCAAGAAGAUCAUAUGUUCCACCGUAUUCAAUCACUACCAGAGCCUCCGGCGCCGGCGCCAACGUGACGAGGAGGACCGCAAACAACGGGAGAAGCUCCAGAGGCAGCGUUAUGCACGCGACCGAGACGCGCACGAGAGACUACGUGAUAUUCACCCUGCCUCAGAUGACUAUCCCGGCCACUUUGAAUCCGUCGAGCAUCUCAGUGAUCAACCCGACCCCCGUGCGUCCGCUGACGACCUGAACAUUGCCGAAGAGCCCACGGGACCGCUCAAUGUCAAGAUUGACAAGUCCAACCUCCUUGUCAUGGGCAACACGGGCACAGGGAAGACGUACAUUCUAGAAACGCUGAGCAAGAAGCUCAAUGUACCCUUUACGAUAGCCGACUGUAACGCCUUUACCCAGGCUGGCUAUAUUGGCCAGGAUGUUGAGACGUGUAUCGAGAGGCUCCUGGUAGAGGCCAACUACGACAUCAAAGCAGCCGAGAACGGCAUCGUUGUGUUGGACGAAUUUGACAAGCUCGCCUCCAAGACGCCCGCGCACGGUAGGGAUGUCAGCGGCGAGGGCGUGCAACAAGCGUUGCUGAAGCUCGUCGAGGGCUCCCGUGUGACUCUGAACGUCAAGGAAAACAGGUCGUCUCGCUCGACCCCGCCCAUGACCACAAACUACAACUCGGGCGGCAGCUCUCCAUCGUCCUCUCAGUCCUCGCCGCCCCAGGGCAAGGUCGACCAGUACACCAUCGACACGUCCAAUAUCUUGUUCAUCAUGUGUGGCGCGUUUGUCGGCCUGCGGUCCAUUGUCGAACGCCGCGUCUCCAAGCCCUCCAUGGGGUUCGGCUCCGACCUGCGAGGCCGCCAGAACCUAUCCGGUGACAAGCAUGACCUGCCUAAGCAUCUCUUCGACCACUUGCCCCACACCAACCCCGACGCGCCGGCCUCAACACAUACCCCGCUAGACCUCACCACACCAGCAGACCUGCAGGCCUUUGGGUUCAUCCCCGAGCUCAUAGGCCGCGUCUCCAACAUAUGCGCCCUGAACCCCCUGACCCUCGACGACCUGUUCCGAAUCCUGACCGAGACGCGUCAUAGCCUCGUCGCCCAGUACACCGCCCUCUUCGAGACGUACCCCUCCCGUCUGCACUUUACGCGCAAGGCGCUUUAUGCCAUUGCGGCCGAGGCUGCGAAGGCCGAGACGGGAGCCCGCGGUCUCAAGAUGGAGAUGGAGCGCGUGCUCGCUGAGCCCAUCUUUGAGGCACCCGUGCCGUACGUGCUCAUCACCGAGGGCUGCGUCAAGGGCACCGAAAAGGCCAGCUACUGGGGCAAGGACGGACGGAUCGAGCUGGAGCGGGUCAUGCGGGAGGAGGACGAGACACACGAGACCCCCCAGCCGGAGACGACAUUUGAGCAGUACAGGGAGACGGGGCAGAGCGGUGCCUGA
This is a messenger RNA of Verticillium alfalfae VaMs.102, 1752 nucleotides long. RefSeq names its product ATP-dependent Clp protease ATP-binding subunit clpX. The coding region runs from base 1 to 1752 and encodes 583 amino acids. NCBI's taxonomy places the organism in Eukaryota, Fungi, Ascomycota, Sordariomycetes, Glomerellales, Plectosphaerellaceae. Gene Ontology annotation, molecular function: ATP binding; ATP hydrolysis activity. Gene Ontology annotation, cellular component: mitochondrial matrix. The record is from RefSeq and is a predicted model, not a curated record. The transcript has 3 exons. Gene Ontology annotation, biological process: protein catabolic process; proteolysis.